This is a messenger RNA of Daucus carota subsp. sativus, 1991 nucleotides long. RefSeq lists its product as uncharacterized. Bases 804 to 1820 code for a protein of 338 amino acids. Lineage: Eukaryota; Viridiplantae; Streptophyta; Magnoliopsida; Apiales; Apiaceae. The record is from RefSeq and is a predicted model, not a curated record. The transcript has 4 exons.
AAUCAUAUGUCCUACACCUACUUCACUCUUUUUACAUCUCUCUGUCUCCCUCUCUCUCUCAUCUCUCUCUCCCAACACAAUGGCAGCUCCUUCAGCUUCUUUCGUCACUCUCUCCGUCAUCGCCGUCGUGCUCGCUCUCGUCGGAUCCGCAUUCUCCGCCGACGCUCCGGCGCCGAGCCCGACGUCCUCCGCCGGGUCCGUCUCUCCGUCAUUCGCCGCCGUCGGAUGCGCCGUCGCUGCUGUUCUCUUCGGAUAUGCUUUGAAGAUGUGAAUUGAAACGACGCCGUGUUGCAUGUGAGACAGUAUAUAUAUCUUAUAUAUGAUGGUGAUAUAUUAGUACUCGUGAAUAGUGAUAGAGUGAGUUUGUGAGAGAGUUUAUGGUUUUGAUUGCAGAUCUAGAUGUGAUUAGACAUUUAUUUUCACUCGUCGUAUGUAGUUUUCUUUAAUAUUAUCAUUAAGUACUUGGUUGAUUAUUAAAAAAAAAUAUGUCCUACACCUCACAGACGCACAAAUUAAAAUAUGUAAGUUGCACAAGCACAACGCAAUAAGUCCAAUAACGUUCCGAUAAUUGCAGCCCAUUUGAAAUCUUCGUAUACAAAUAUUGCGGGAAAAAUAACGACGUGCUACCUAACUCACACAAUACUGCGAAAUAGUUUAUCAUCGCCUUGUCUCUAAUCUUGUCAUAUCCUAAAAACAGAAUUAUUAAAAACACUUUCCUUUUCCCCUUUUAUUUCUUUUUCGUCGCAUGCAAUCAAUCUUCACAAUCCCAACACAUAUACUUACAACUCCCAUCCCCCAUCUGUAUGUAUAUACUCCGUUCCGCCAUGAAAAUUCCGCGGCUUCUCCGGCGACUCCUCUCUCUCUACAUUCUCAUCACAACCUACAUUCUCUCACUCAACCUCCCUUCCUUCCCGUUCUUCCUCCUCAUCGACGUCAUCGCCACCGUCUAUUUCAAGCUCUGCAAUCUCUCAUCCACGACCGUUGAUCUCGAUCACUCCACCACAAUGCACUUCUGGAUCUCCGCUCACCGCCGCUUCAACAAGCCGAAUCUCCUCCUGAUUCACGGCUACGGCGGCAACUCCAAGUGGCAGUUUCUCCGACAAAUUCGCCGCCUGUCGCAGCACUUCAAUUUGUACGUCCCGGACUUGUUGUUCUUCGGGGAGUCGGUGACGACGAACAAGGAUCGGACGGUGGAGUUUCAGGCGGAGUGUGUGAGCGAAGGGAUGAGGAGAUUGGGCGUGGAGAGGUGUUCGGUGUACGCGAUCAGUUACGGCGGCUACGUAGGGUUUCGGAUGGCGGAGAUUCGGGGGGAGAUGGUGGAGAAGGUGGUGAUCAUGAGUAGUGGGAUUGGUGCCACGGCGGAGCAGAUGAAGGAGCAGGUUAAGAAGAUAGGGAGAAAUGCAGUGGAUUUGUUGUUGCCCCAAAAACCCCAAGACUUGAGGCUCCUUAUGGAUUUGGCUAUUUAUACUUUUGAUCCCUUCAAGUGGCUUCCUAAUUGCAUGCUUAAUGAUUUCAUCAGAAUGACUUGUAAUGAUCAUAGAAGAGAGAAGCAAGAACUGGUGGAGGAACUGAUGGAUUCGAAAAAUGAUUCCAAGCCUCUUUCCGUCCUAACUCAGGACACACUGCUUAUAUGGGGUGAUAAGGACAAGGUCUUCCCUCUUUCUUUGGCCUAUCAACUGCAAAGGCAUUUGGGUCCAAAAUCGCGGUUAGAAAUAGUGAAGGAUGCAGGGCAUGCUGCAAAUAUUGAUGCUCCUAAUUCACUUACGGAUUUGAUUAUACCUUUUGUACUGGGUACCACCACACAAUCCUUGCAUCCAUAAGACCAUAACAUCCAACCUAGUAUGUUAUACAUUCCCUGAUGCAUAUGCUGUUUCUGAUAUUGCCAGUCCUAGUAAGAAAAGGUAGCUAGUAGUCGUUUCUUCCUGUGAUUUUGCCUUGACUGGCUAUUGGAAAGUCUGAUUAUGUAUAAAUGUUGUAGAGUUGCAUUUUCA